AUGAUGUCUUAUCUUAAGCAACCACCUUACGCAGUCAAUGGCCUGAGUCUCACAACCUCGGGCAUGGAUUUGUUGCAUCCAUCCGUCGGUUAUCCCGCCACCCCCCGAAAGCAGCGGCGGGAGCGCACGACCUUCACCCGGGCGCAGCUGGACGUGCUGGAGGCUCUUUUCGCCAAGACUCGCUACCCAGACAUCUUCAUGAGAGAGGAAGUAGCCCUGAAAAUCAACCUGCCCGAGUCCAGAGUGCAGGUGUGGUUUAAAAACCGCCGGGCCAAGUGCCGGCAGCAACAGCAGCAGCAGCAGAACGGGGGCCAGAACAAGGUACGACCAGCUAAAAAGAAGAAUUCACCAGCCCGGGAAGUGAGUUCAGAGAGUGGGAGCGGGCAGUUCACUCCCCCCUCCAGCACCUCGGUCCCACCAUUUCCAGCAGCGUGCCCCGUCUCCAUCUGGAGCCCAGCGUCAUCUCCCCGCUCUCAGCCCCUGUCCACCUCUUCCUCCUGCAUGCAGAGAUCCUAUCCCAUGACCUACACCCAGGCAUGCUACAGCCAAGGAUACGCUGGCUCGACCCUAUUUGGAGGGAUGGACUGUGGAUCUUACUUGACCCCUAUGCACCACCAGCUUCCCGGCCCUGGGGCCACCCUGAGUCCCAUGGGUGCCAACGCGGUCACCAGCCACCUCAACCAGUCUCCAGCCUCCCUUUCCACCCAGGGCUAUGGAGCCUCCAGUUUGGGCUUUAACUCCACCACCGAUUGCUUGGAUUAUAAAGACCAAACGGCCUCCUGGAAGUUAAACUUCAAUGCUGACUGCUUGGAUUAUAAGGACCAGACGUCGUCAUGGAAGUUCCAGGUUUUGUGA
Messenger RNA from Calypte anna (Anna's hummingbird), 855 nucleotides. RefSeq names its product orthodenticle homeobox 2 (gene OTX2). NCBI's taxonomy places the organism in Eukaryota, Metazoa, Chordata, Aves, Apodiformes, Trochilidae. Gene Ontology annotation, biological process: regulation of transcription by RNA polymerase II; multicellular organism development. The record is from RefSeq and is a predicted model, not a curated record. Gene Ontology annotation, cellular component: nucleus. Gene Ontology annotation, molecular function: DNA-binding transcription factor activity, RNA polymerase II-specific; RNA polymerase II cis-regulatory region sequence-specific DNA binding.